Molecule: messenger RNA, 2991 nt
Organism: Linum tenue
Lineage: Eukaryota; Viridiplantae; Streptophyta; Magnoliopsida; Malpighiales; Linaceae
Source: the annotation of a GenBank genome assembly
GUUUGGGGGUACCCGCCCCGUGAAUACCCGGCCACACCCCUAACCCUAAGAUUUUCUAAUCACCCCAAUCUCCCAGACGCUCCUCCCCUCCGCCCCUCCAAUUCUCUCUGAAUCGCACGACCCCCCGCCUCCACCCUCCUUCGCGACCGUCGCCAACCGCCCUACUACUCCCCUCUCGCCCGCCGACAUCCCCACUGCUCCUCUCCGCCGCCACCCCCCUGCUCCUCUCGGUGACUCCUUCGUCGACCCGCCGCACUCAGUCCCAGACUCCCAGUUUCCUAGACCCAAACCUGACUCGCGUUUCGCAGGUCCGACCUCCACCUCUCGGCGACUCUCGCCCGCCUCUGCCUCUUGUCGACUCCCGCCUUCCCGGAUUCCCCUGCUCGUCCUCUGCUCGGCCGGCAAGGGAACGAAAUCCCGCCUUUCCCGGAUUCCCCUGAUUCUCCUCUUCGUCGUUACCGCUCCUCCUUUACCUCGGCUUGAGACUGCUGUUGCUGUGUUGCAUUGCCGAGAAGCCUUCCAAGGUCCGGAGAUCUUCUAGGCUGCGGCUGCUUCUCCUCUGUGAGAACUGAAAAGCUUACUCCCUCAAGCUCUGCUCUAACCCUCUCCUGUCCUGCCCCACCUUUAUUUGCAUCUCCGGCCGCCAAGGCUUGUGCAUCUCUGCAGCGGCCGCUAGUUCGAUCUCUUACUGGAAACACAGCCACAAUGCCUACAGUGAGCGUGGGAAGGGACUGUCUCUUCGCUGCCUUAGGGCAAACUUACACUCAAGAGAAGUUCGAGGAGCUUUGCUUCAACUUUGGAAUUGAGCUCGACGAUGUGACUACUGAGAAGGCCAUUAUGAGAAAGGAGUGUCAUUUGGAAGAAGAAGCAGAUGAUGACGAGGAAGUUAUCUAUAAAAUUGAGGUCCCUGCUAACAGGUAUGAUCUACUUUGUCUAGAGGGGCUUGCUCAAGCCCUCCGGGUUUUCAACGGGAAGGAAGGAACUCCUGCAUACACCCUAGCAAGCAUUAGCAAGGAAUCAAUGCUGAAGAUCCAUGUACACAAGGAGACGUCCAAAAUUCGGCCGUAUGUUGUUUGUGCUGUUUUGAGGGAUAUCAAUUUCGAUGAAGCCAGUUAUAACAGCUUCAUUGAACUCCAGGACAAGCUUCAUGAGAACAUAUGCAGGCGAAGAACUCUCGUCGCAAUUGGUACCCAUGACCUGGACACACUUCAAGGCCCAUUCACUUAUGAGGCCCUCCCACCAGAAAAGAUAAACUUUGUACCACUGAAACAGGAGAAAAACUUCAGAGCUGAUGAACUGAUGGAGGUUUACAAGUCUGAUUUGAAGCUGAAGAAGUAUCUGCAUAUCAUUGAGAACUCUCCUGUGUACCCAGUCAUAUACGAUUGUAGAAGAACUGUCUUGUCUCUUCCUCCCAUCAUUAAUGGUGCACAUUCGUCUAUCACUUUAAAGACGAAGAAUGUAUUCAUAGAAUGUACAGCCACUGAUCUGACAAAGGCCAAGAUUGUUUUGAACACAAUGGUGACAGCUUUUUCAUUGUAUUGUCGGAAUAAGUAUGAAGUUGAACCAGUUGAAGUAGUAUAUGAUGGUGGGAAGUCAUUAAUAUCCCCUGAAUUAUCUGAAUACAGUAUGGAAGUUCCUCUUUCAUACAUCAGUCGCUCAAUUGGAGUCUCUUUGAAGGCAGACGAGGUUGCUAGCCUGUUAAAUCGGAUGCAGUUGCGUGCUGAGAAAGGCGCAUCUGGUGGUGAACAAAAUAUCAAAGUAUCAGUACCGCCUACCAGAAGUGAUGUCCUUCACCCCUGUGAUGUUAUGGAAGAUGUUGCAAUUGCUUAUGGUUAUAAUAACAUACCCAAGACAAAGUUUCCAUCUUCCGAGGUGGUGUCCUUGAUUGAGCUUGAGGAUCUUCUCAGAUUGGAGGUUGCAAUGAACGGAUUCACAGAGAUCAAGUCAUGGAUUUUAUGUUCUUACCAAGAGAAUUUUGCCAUGUUAAACCGGACUGAUGAUAAAUCAACAGCAGUUAUUAUUGCCAAUCCCCGUUCCGCUGAUUUUGAGGUUGUCCGAACCACCCUCAUGCUUGGAGGACUAAAAACUAUCGGAAAAAACAAAAACAAGUCCAAACCCAUUAAGCUUUUUGAAGUGAGUGAUACGGUACAGCUGGAUGGUACUAAAGAUGUUGGCGCAACAAAUGUUCGGCGUCUUACAGCUCUGUAUUGUGGUACUAAUUCAGGAUUUGAGAGGAUUCAUUCAUUGCUAGACAGAGUGAUGGAAGUGAUGGCAACUCCAUUUGUACCAAUUGGUGACUCCAGUGGGUACUACAUACAGAGAUCUGAUCAUGCACGUGAAUUCCUUCCUGAUAGACAAGCUAGCAUCAUUUACAAAGGAAAGCACAUUGGCAUGUUUGGUAUCGUGCAUCCGCAGGUGCUGAAAAAUUUUGACAUCCCGGAUCCGUGUUCUGUCUUAGAACUAGACAUCGAGCCUUUCUUACAAGCUUGAUGAGUCAUCUUGAGAAGCGUGAGUAACUCACAACUGUUGAGACUUUCAUUCGGCGAAGUCGAGACGUUCCAUUUGCCGCUCUGAAAAUUGGGUGGGCUCUUAGCAGCAGGUGUAUCAACGUUUCAUCUAGCUAGACGGUUUACACCAUUUUGGGUGCGAACUAGAAUUCAAGCCGUGGAUGAUUUAGGGACCACAAUUUUUGUAAUAAAAACCGUGGGCACUCUUCAACGUUGGUGUUUGUUUGGUAGUUGGUGGCCCAUUUUUGUUUUACAUACCAAAUGACUUUCGGAUGUAACUUGGCGAUGACGGGUGACGGAGCGUCUUGUCGCGGACGGUGAUGACGUGCAUGUAUUGUGUGGUUAGUUAUGGUGUUUUGUUAGUAUUAUUAGUCUAAAAUUAAUGUUUUAUUAGCAGUUUUGUUAGUAAUAUUGAUUUUAAUAUUGACUGAGAAUAGAUAUAUGGCGGUCAACAUUCAAUUUAAUUUGUUUUGAAAAAUUUGGC